Messenger RNA from Coregonus sp. 'balchen', 5210 nucleotides. The record is from the annotation of a GenBank genome assembly. Lineage: Eukaryota; Metazoa; Chordata; Actinopteri; Salmoniformes; Salmonidae.
AUGGAAGAAGAUCAAAACUGGGGAGUUGCUGGUAGAAGUGUAGGUAGGACUUGCAGUGAGCACCCUUGCAAAAAACGCUUUUGGAGGAAUUGGAAAGAUUUGUCUGGUAUAACUGUCUGCAUCGCAUUCUCUGUAUUGUCUCUUGGAUUUUGCAUUCUCGUUUACCUGAGAACCUCGGAACUUCAGUCCAGGAUCAUAAACCUGGAAAAACAGAGAGAGACGCAGCUCUCCGCGUGGAUCUCACUCGAGCAGGUGGAACCAGUUAUCUUUGGGCGAAUAGAUCAGAUUCUGGAAGAGGUAAGGGUUAUGGCCAAAUUAUUCCAUAUGAAACAUGUAUUUAUCCACAUUCUUACUUUUGUAGGCUUACUUACUGUAGCAUUGUGCAAAUGAAUAGGCUAUAGGUUAUGAAAAAUGUUUUUACACACCUGUGUGGAAACAUAUUUUAAAUUACUAUUUAAUCAUUCCGUUGGUCACGCUACUGAAAAUAUUGAUUAGCCUACUUUCAAAAAAUCAUAUUCUGUAUUUUGUUUACAUGUCUUAUUUUAAAGCGCAUGGAUAGGAUGUGUAGCCUACCACGCAUAAUAUCGAUGUCUCUCACUCAUUCCACAAGUGUUUGAUGCAGUGGCAGUUCCGAUUGGUAUUAGACCAGCUGCUCAUGUUAAUAUGCACGAGAAUAUAAUGUCCAAAGUUAAAAUAAGUUUGUUUAUAAUACUUUUCAACAAUAAAUAUAUUAAUUUGCGGAUACAUAUAUUUGAUUUAAUCACGUGUAGUCUCAUUGGCUACCUGUAGAUUCCGAUGGAUAAACACAUGAAUGGAAAAGCGCGUCACAUCCAUAACACGCUGGCUUUAGUUCAAAGUCUAGUUUUAUCCCUAAAUUGAAAGCGAAUGGGAGGAGAAUUUGCGCCGGUCUUUGGGGCAUCAUCAUGGUUUAGAUAACAGGACUGUGAAUGACCCUGGGAUCACGUCUGUUGUUUUAAAAUCUGCUUUUCAACGCACCCUUGCUCUUUAAUUGACCACUUCCACAGCUAUACCAACAACCUCUUAUCUUGUGAUUGAAGUCCGCAGUGCCCCCGUUUUCCCUUCCCUUGUUUACUUUAGCCUACCUUUAUGUUCCCCUCCACUUUCACUCGGGACAUCAUUGUAAAUGCACUUUUUGUAGAGACAGCAGUGCACCUCAAAGGGGUGCAGAAUAACUUUUUUUUCUCACUGCAAUCAUGGUAACCACAUUCUAUUUUUAGGAUACACAUUUAUGUGUUCCAAUAGAAAAUUAACAACACAGAUUGAAAUCCAAGAUGAACAAGAGAAAAACCUCUCCCAGUGCAUUAGAAAAGAUUGCCUACAGUGAAAGUGAAUAUCAGCUUUUGGAAGUUGCAGACUUGACAUUGUGCAUGUCACAAAUACCCAAGGAUCCUAUAGGUUUGAUACUUAUCCUUAUUGCAGUUAGUGAAUAUCUGCUAUUUAGCAUGGAGCUAGUGGGGCCCUAUAAACAUAAUCUUCCUCCAGUCUUGCUGUUUAGAUCUGUUUAUAUAAAUGCCCGUUAUUAAUGUGAUGGAACAGCAGAUGUGACCACUUCUAGCCGACUGCCUUUGCGUGUUUCACACAACACAUUCCAGAACCUCCAACAGUUUUUAUUAAUUUAGUGCAAGUUGAAAUCCUCUCUGGAAAAUGUAGCUGCACAAGCCUAAAUUAUUACCCACUAUUCACCUUCUGAUUUGAGGAAAUAUGCCGUACAUUAUUGGAUAAUGUUUGUGGUUCAUGUUUUGGUACUCUAACCUUUGUUGCUCGAAUGCAUAUUUCCUGCUCUGGAUCUCGGUAUUGUUCUGAAAAAGCACAGUAGCUGUACAGUAAAAAUUACUUGUGAGGUUCUGUUUCUAUGCAGUUUAAGCCACUCCUGUAGAAAUAGAUUAUUUCUUCCACUGAUUGAAACAUUCCAAAUCCAAUGUCCCAAAAUCAAGAGUCUUGAGAGACACUAAUUCCAAAAAUUAUCUGACUCCCCCUGAACACAUCAUUAUGUCACCCUAAAACUGGCCUGUUCAACGUUAAAGUUGACCACAAAGUGUUCUCCGUAGGCUUGACAGAGGCCUAGUGCACAUUUCUCCCUCUUCAAGCUCGUGUGAGUUUCAGUCCAUAUUCAGAGGUGUAGAAAAGUGAGAAAUAUGGUCUCCCCUUGCCUGGUUUCCUCGCUCUGGUCCCUGCUGAUCUGUCACCCCACAGUGUGUAAACUAGAUGUGGUGUUGAGGUGCUCUGGGCAGCCAGACCAUCGCUGAGCACUGAGCACACAGCCACCUGCCAUUUCUCUGCAUGUAAUCUACUGUUUCAGUUCGAUAGAGCAGAAAGCACCAGCGGCGUAGUGUUGAUAAAAGCUCCAUGUGCUAAUAAGACAGGGUAAUAAAAACAACACACUCUAGGAGAAGUGCCUCUGUGCUUUCUCCAAGUAAAGUUAUAUGAUAGAGUCCAAGCCAUAUACUGUAGGGCUGAGGCCGAGACCAGAGCUCAACCUCUCACAGUGAUUUAGCAGUAAGAGGGUUCAGGUCUCAGUGAAGGAUCAGGGCUGAGACUUCUGUAGAACACAAGUGCAUUUUGGAAUCACUUUACAAUUCUCUUCUUGUAUAUCAAUAUUUUGGAAACCAAGCCAUUUCAAAACAACCACAGGCUCAAAGGAAAAUGUUAUAUAUUGUAGAUGUGCACUCUUAGAACCAAAGGUGCUAUCUAGAACCAAAAAGGGUUAUUCAGCUGUCCCCAUAGGAGAAACCUUUUAAAGAACCCCUUUUGGUUCCAGGUAAAACCCUUUUGGGUUCCAUGUAGAACCCUUUCCACAGAGGGUUCAGCAUGGAACCCAAAAGAGUUCUACCUGAAACCAGAAAGGGUUAUCCUAUGGGGAAAGCAGCAGAACCCUUUUGGAACCCUUUUUUCUAAGUGUGUAUGGUAGAUUUAGGGUCCCUCAGAAAGCAAAGAAGUUCCUUUAUAGCUCAUUUAACAAUCUACACCUGUGGAUUUUUGGCGUGUCCGUAGGGUGCGUGGGGAGCAGAAUUUAUAGAGGGCAAAAGAGUUUGGAGAUGAAUUUCUUAAUGACACAUGGAAACAACAUGAUUGGUUGUUGAUUAGAACAAAAGGAUCAAUAAUGUAUUUUAUGUCCUGGCGUUAAAUUAUUUAAGACCAUGUGACUGAUGAUACCAAUGUGUUAAUGGCACGUCUGUUAGAGAAAUCAGCGAGAGUCAAGUGGGGUAUAGGUUUCACAGCAGAGCUAUGGAGAAUCCCUCAGUGCAGUAACAGAGAUGUAGCCACAGGACAGGACAGGGGAACAGCGCUCACUAUAGUACCUCCAUAGCAGGGCCCCUGGGCAGCAAAGUCGGAGGGUCUUAGUAUUAAUCUGACUUUAGGAUUGUAAAAUGUUUUGUCAUCCUUUUAAAAUAGAAUGUUAAAACCAGAUCAAAAACUCUGGCAUCGGGUUACCAUUAAAGUGGGGAGGCAGAGAGGCGGAGAAUGUACCUUCCUCUUUACCCUCCCUGUCUCUCUCCCAUAAACCCGAAAGGAGCGAGAACCUCAGCUGCCAUGUAUGCACCAUAACUCCUCACCAUCCAUCUAUCCACAUCAUGAUACCUGUUAUCACUCUCAAGUCAGUCAGCUAGUAAAGGAACCACCCUAUUAAUUCUUAAUCUAAAUAAAGUUAUAAUCUAAAUAAAGAUAUGCCUGCAAAUUGAGUUAAUAUUUGUCGUUUGAAGUCCUGUAAUUACAUAUUUUGCUCCUCCCAGCAGACUUCUCUAUUCAUUGAGAUUUAAAGUGCCUGUGGUUGUCAACUGUGACCCUUGAUGUGGUUUCGGAAGCUUUUAGUGUCACGUGACAGCUGAGAUUCAAGAGCAUCAGCACUAUGUAUUGUCUUUGUUUCUAGCCAUUAUCCAGGUGGGAGAAUUCUUUAAAAAUGUCGGUAUUUCGUUUAUUUAACUUGGCAUUUCAGAGAUCAGUAGAGAAAAUGCCUCGAGAGCGUGUAGCUCUCAUUGUGGCUGGUAUUUUUUAAAUAGAUCUCCAGCUGAGUCUGAGAGAAAGGCUUGCCAGUAUCAACCAAAUACAUUCCUGGAACCAUUCAUGAAUAAUAUAAAGUAGGUUUAGAGAAAUAUGUCAAAAGAGACUGAUUUCGUUUGAGAUUGAUUUCGCAUGAGAGUUUUAAUAUUGAAUGACGGAGUGCUUUACUUCCAAUCCUAUGCUAUCUAGAGCCCGCCAGCCACAUGUCACCCGCCAGCUGGAGCAUGUCUGGCCGGUUUGACAUGACCAUAAUGGCGUAUUCCCUUGCAGACCUGAGUCAGUGAUAUGUACAGAAGAGCUAUAACAUAUUCAUACAUUUUAAGUUGAUACCAAUAAUGGAUUCCCUUUUCCAUGACCAGUUUGCUCCAUUCCAGGGUCUGUAGUGCAGUAUCUUGGUUAGAGGCCGGAUAGGAACAUUGAGUUAACAUACACAGUACAUUUACUGUACCCGAUGCUUAGAAUUACAGAACACUCAUAACUAUAACAUGUCAACUCAAGCACCUGUUGGAGGCCUCUAAACGGCACACUGGCAUGCCUCUGAUGGUAAGUACUAUGAAUGGCCCUGACUGCUAUGCAGUGGGACAGUACUGGAAGCGACCGGGAGACCCAUGGGGCGGCGCAGAAUUGGCCCAGCGUCGUCCAGGGUAGGGGAGGGAAUGGCCGGCAGGGAUGUAGCUCAGUUGGUAGAGCAUGGCGUUUGCAACGCCAGGGUUGUGGGUUCAAUUCCCACAGGGGGCCAGUAUGAAAAAAUAAAAAUAAAAUAAUGUAUGCACUCACUAACUGUAUGUCGCUCUGGAUAAGAGCGUCUGCUAAAUGACUAAAAUGUAAAUGUAAGUUCUGUGUUAGUUCAGGGUUGAAAAGCAAACAAUAUUGUCAAACUUUGAUACCUUGGUUAAAGAUGAGAGGGGUCUUUGUCAUUAGAUAAUUAGGUUGAUGUGCUUUUGAACUCUGAAUUCAUCACCAUCCACAGACUAACAUUCUCUUCCGUUUUUUUUUCUCACGUGCAGAAAUUGGCGGCUCGACUUCCCAAAACACGAGAGGCCAGAGAAGCGCCCCAUAGCUGUGUCUGUCCACCAGGUAUGCCUCUGUCCCGCCCACCUCUCAUCUCUGACCCCUCACCCUUGACUGAUUCUAGCACACCUCUGCAGCUGUGCUCAGGCUUAAUCAAGGGUUUUAUCCACCGCGACUAA